Arvicola amphibius (Eurasian water vole) is the source of this 3806-nucleotide messenger RNA. RefSeq names its product mannosidase alpha class 1A member 2 (gene Man1a2). Gene Ontology annotation, biological process: N-glycan processing; carbohydrate metabolic process. The transcript has 14 exons. Gene Ontology annotation, cellular component: extracellular exosome; Golgi membrane; endoplasmic reticulum. Bases 164 to 2170 code for a protein of 668 amino acids. NCBI's taxonomy places the organism in Eukaryota, Metazoa, Chordata, Mammalia, Rodentia, Cricetidae. Gene Ontology annotation, molecular function: mannosyl-oligosaccharide 1,2-alpha-mannosidase activity; calcium ion binding. The record is from RefSeq and is a predicted model, not a curated record.
AAAAGAAAGAAAAAAAGAAAAAGAAAAAAAAAAGCACAAUCCUUUGAGAGGAGGGGUAAUUGAGUUUAUCCGUUUUUGCCAAGGUUUUGAUAAACGGUUCGAUGUCUUGUACGUUUGAUAUAAGAUGAGAACUUUCUAAAGUAUUCCGUCCAACAGCCUAAGGAUGACUACCCCAGCGCUGCUGCCCCUGUCUGGUCGUAGGAUACCGCCUCUGAACCUGGGGCCGCCCUCCUUCCCACACCACAGGGCUACCUUGAGACUCUCCGAGAAGUUUAUCCUUCUCCUUAUUCUUAGUGCCUUCAUCACCCUGUGUUUUGGGGCAUUCUUCUUCCUUCCAGACUCUUCAAAACACAAACGCUUUGAUCUGGGCUUAGAAGAUGUGUUAAUUCCUCACGUAGAUGCCGGCAAAGGGGCUAAAAACCCCGGAGCCUUCCUGAUCCAUGGACCCGACGAACACAGACACAGGGAAGAAGAAGAACGUCUGAGAAAUAAGAUCAGAGCUGAUCAUGAGAAGGCCCUGGAAGAAGCAAAAGAAAAAUUAAGAAAGUCAAGAGAGGAAAUCCGUGCAGAAAUUCAAACAGAGAAAAGUAAAGUAGCCCAAGCAAUGAAGAUAAAGGAGACCAGGGUACUGCCAGCUGUCCCUGUGCCUCAGCGUGUAGGAGUCAGUGGUGGAGACCCAGAAGACACUGAGAUAAGGAAGAAAAGAGAAAAAAUUAAAGAGAUGAUGAAGCAUGCCUGGGAUAAUUACAGAACAUAUGGAUGGGGACAUAAUGAGCUCAGACCUAUUGCAAGGAAAGGGCACUCCACUAACAUAUUUGGAAGUUCACAGAUGGGUGCCACCAUAGUGGAUGCGUUGGAUACCCUUUAUAUCAUGGGACUUCAUGAUGAAUUCAUGGAUGGGCAAAGAUGGAUUGAAGACAACCUUGAUUUCAGUGUGAAUUCAGAGGUGUCUGUGUUUGAAGUUAACAUUCGGUUUAUCGGGGGCCUCCUCGCCGCAUAUUACCUAUCCGGAGAGGAGAUAUUCAAGACUAAAGCAGUGCAGUUGGCUGAGAAGCUCCUUCCUGCCUUUAACACACCUACUGGCAUUCCCUGGGCAAUGGUGAAUCUGAAAAGUGGAGUAGGUCGGAACUGGGGCUGGGCGUCAGCAGGUAGCAGCAUUCUGGCUGAAUUUGGCACACUGCAUAUGGAGUUUGUCCACCUCAGCUACCUGACUGGUGACUUGAUUUACUACAAAAAGGUCAUGCACAUUCGAAAACUACUCCAGAAAAUGGAACGCCCAAAUGGUCUUUAUCCAAAUUAUUUAAACCCACGUACAGGGCGCUGGGGUCAGUAUCACACAUCGGUUGGUGGUCUGGGAGAUAGUUUUUAUGAAUACUUACUGAAAGCAUGGCUGAUGUCAGAUAAGACAGACCAUGAGGCAAGAAGGAUGUAUGAUGAUGCUGUUGAGGCUAUAGAAAAACAUCUUAUCAAGAAAUCCCGAGGAGGUCUUGUCUUCAUUGGAGAAUGGAAGAAUGGACACUUGGAAAGGAAGAUGGGGCACUUGGCCUGCUUUGCUGGGGGGAUGUUUGCACUUGGAGCAGAUGGUUCCAGGAAGGACAAAGCUGGCCACUAUCUAGAACUAGGGGCAGAAAUUGCACGAACAUGUCAUGAGUCAUAUGACAGAACUGCAUUAAAACUAGGUCCUGAGUCCUUCAAGUUUGAUGGUGCAGUGGAAGCUGUGGCUGUGCGGCAAGCUGAAAAGUAUUACAUCCUCCGUCCAGAAGUAAUCGAAACCUAUUGGUAUCUGUGGCGUUUCACCCACGACCCAAGAUACAGGCAGUGGGGCUGGGAAGCAGCACUGGCUAUUGAAAAGUAUUGCCGAGUCAGUGGUGGGUUCUCCGGAGUCAAGGAUGUGUACUCCCUCACUCCGACACAUGAUGACGUGCAGCAGAGCUUCUUUCUUGCUGAGACGUUAAAAUACUUGUACCUACUGUUCUCUGGCGAUGACCUUCUACCUUUAGACCACUGGGUGUUUAACACAGAGGCUCACCCUCUUCCCGUGUUACGUUUAGCCAACAGCACUCUUUCAGUAAAUAAUGGGACACACUGGAGUGAACAAGAACAAAGGAGCAGUGUAAUUACAUCAGUAGCAAGAAGACUUGGAGAAGAAACAGAUACUGUCCCUGUCUGAAUAUUCAAGCUCCCUAUUGGAUUUUUACCAGACUGGUAACCAUUUCACUACCAACAUAGUUCAUUGAAAUCUGUUUAGAUUUAGUUUAUCUCUGGGAGGGCAUAACCUCAUGAAGAAUACUUUUCAAGUCUUUUGUCUCCAUAUGGUAUGCUGAAACUGGUAUUUAUCAUAACUGCUGCUUAUGAGCCCGAGUGUGGGAGUGUGCAUGUAGCUCACGCUAGUAUGGGUAGCAUGCAGAAGGUAGGGAAGGUGCCAGUUUGUUGCCUUGAAACCUGUUCUAAAGAAUCUUUGAUUUUGUUGGUAGGAAAUUAUUCUUCUGAACCAGCAAGUCUAUCAAGCAAAGAAACCUGCUUUAAUCACGUAACACAGUUAGAGUUGUUCACCUUACAGCUUUAUGUGGCUUGGUAGAAUUCACUCUUAACUGUCAUGCAGCUCUGCCUUUGCUAGAACAAGCUGAGUCGCUUUCACAAGGCACUAAAGCAGAAGCAGACAUCUCAACGUCCCUCAGCAAGGGGCAGGUCCCUUAAUUACCUCACAUGUGUGAGCUACUCACAAAGAUUUUAUGUUUUUAAGUUUCUCCAAGAAUAUUAUAUAUCCAAAGAACUAAUAGAAUAGUUUCAAAAUAAUUUCCAGUGGGAAAUGUGUGAUAUAAUUAAUCAUACUCACUAAAACUGGCAUAAACCUAAGGAACUUACAGAUAUUGUGGGUUUUUUGUUGUUAUUGCUCAAUACUUUGGCAAAAAAGAGUAAAAUUUUAUCAAAAACUAUAAGGUAAAUAGUAAUACUUAUAAAAAUUUUUGUCCCUUGAAUUUCUAUGACAAGACACUCUCCCUCCUUUUCAUUUAGUACAGACAUCAUUUAUUGAUGAUAAUAGAACUUGAGAACACUAUAAUCUAAUAUUUGCUCUGAAUUUGAAUAUUUGAUGGAACAGUUUGUUCAUGAGCUCUGCUUUGGAAUUUUGAAAGCUUAUUUCCUUGGUUGGUAGCUUUUCUUUUUAGCUCUCUACUAGCAUAUAACAGACUUCAAUUGUGGGAAAAGUCAAUAUAAUCAGACAUACAAGGGUGACCAUGUUCUACUGAAAUCAUCUGUCCUCAGAGUUGAGCCAGUGCUCCAUGAGCUCGCCACCUCACACUUGUUCAGUAUUCAUAGAAGACAACAUGGAGAGAGCGAGUUCUAGCACAUUUCAGAAUUGUAAUAUCUUUUCCUACUUGAAAUUUUUAAAAUGUAAAUGAAAAAGGUAGAUCGCUAUUACUUUAAAGAGAAAGAGAAGGUUUUGAUUCUCAGAAGAGAAAAAAGUGAGCCUUCUAAAAACAGCACAAGCCCACUCACAAGUCAAGAUGAAAUGAAAGCUGGAGGUGGCAGAGACCAGAGCAGCACGUCAGUGUAGUGAAGGCGCCAUCUUGGUUCCCCAGGAAUUCUCAGAGGAGACAAAAGAGCAUCUCCCACCCCCACCCAGUGCUCUUGUUGUUCACAUGAGCCUAGAGCAUAAGAGAAGGUGUGGGUGUGUGCAGGGCAUGGUUCACGUGAAGAUCUGAAGACUGUUGUUUUAACACCCCGACUUUGUGAUGAGAACUCGAGCUUACGACAAUGCUUUUUCUUCUCUGAAUACCAAAGGCAUUAAAGUCAGGUGUAAAUGA